AGAAGAGCUGCAGUUUAUGGAUAAUAAAAGUGACGCGUCUGUUGAUUUUUGAUCAUUUCCAGUCGCUGCGAGGUGAAACUCCUCUCUGGCAACAUGGCGGCAGCUGGGCCGGUGAAGGUGUACCUGGACCUGUUGUCGCAGCCAUGCCGCGCGCUGCACAUCUUCCUCAACUGCGUUCGAAUCCCGCACAACGUCCACACGGUGGCUCUGAGGAAAGGGGAGCACAGGACUGAAGACUUCACUAAAUUGAAUCCCAUGCAGAAGGUUCCUGUCAUGGUUGAUAAUGGCUUUGUCCUCACUGAGAGUGAUGCCAUCCUGAAGUACCUGGCCAACCAGUAUGAUGUCCCAGAGCACUGGUAUCCGCGACAGCCAGAGAGACGAGCCAGAGUGGACGAAUACACAGCCUGGCAUCACAGCUACACACGACCACAUGCUGCUAAAGUCUUCAUUCUGGAGUUUCUGCUCCCAGCUCAGUCGGGCUCUCCGGUGGACGAGGUGCACCUGAAUCGGGCUCUGUCUCAGCUCGAUGACACGCUGGACAAGCUGGAGUCCAUGUACCUUCGCAGGCAGCCGUUCCUCUGUGGGGACGACAUCUCCGUGGCUGAUCUGCUCGCCGUCUGCGAGCUCAUGCAGCCUAUGGGGGGUGGCAGAGACGUCCUGCUCGAUCGUCCUAAGCUGCAGAUGUGGAGGAGCAGAGUUCAGGCGGCUGUCGGGGACGCCUUCGACAAAGCUCACGCAGUUCUGUACGGCGUCAGGGACCGCCAAAAGGCCAAGCUAUGACAUGAUCACAGGGCGGGUCCACUGCAGUGACACGGAGGGGCAUCGUCGAGAGCCACCCUGAAGGAGGAGCCCAUCGUCUUCAUCAUAAUCAUCUUCGUCAUCAUCGUUUAACUAUAAUCUGGUUGAUCGUGACACAUGGAUCAUGGCUGUCUUUAGGCAUUAGUGUCCUGACUACUACAACAAAUGUUUUAUUCAUAUCUUUGGAUGUAAAAUUUUUUAAUUUAUUAAAUAAUCAGCUGAU
Messenger RNA from Platichthys flesus (European flounder), 1021 nucleotides. It is a transcript of the gene gstt2, whose product is annotated as glutathione S-transferase theta 2. Gene Ontology annotation, cellular component: cytoplasm. Gene Ontology annotation, molecular function: glutathione transferase activity. Bases 94 to 780 code for a protein of 228 amino acids. The transcript is spliced from 5 exons. The record is from RefSeq and is a predicted model, not a curated record. Gene Ontology annotation, biological process: glutathione metabolic process. Lineage: Eukaryota; Metazoa; Chordata; Actinopteri; Pleuronectiformes; Pleuronectidae.